AACACGGCGGCGCAAGCGGCGGCGGCGGCGGCGGCGGAGGCGGCGAAGGCGGAGGCGGCGGCGGAGGCGGCGGCGGCGGCGGCGGCGGCGGCCUCGGCUCGUGUGAUCGAGCGAGACGGGUACUUUUCGGACGAGUUGAGCGACUUUGAGCAGGAGCUGGAGGCGGCGUGGCAUGCGGCGAUCGCGUCGUCCGCGGCGUCGGCCGCCGCCGCGGCGGCGGGCCAAGCCGGCGGGCCCCCGCCUCCCCCGCCACCUCCGGGCGCACAGCGGCGCAUGCACCGGCCGACCGACCAGCAGGCCGGCAGCCGCACCGGCGGCACGCACGGCAUGUUCUGCGCCGCCUCGCCCUCGCCGCCGCCCUCGCCCUCGCCACUCUCGCCGCCUCCGGGCGCACAGCGGCGCAUGCACCGGCCGGCCGACCAGCAGGCCGGCAGCCGCACCGGCGGCACGCACGGCAUGUUCUGCGCGGGCGGGGCUCGCGCACGCGUCGUGCCGACGAGGGUGGGGCCGUCGCGGUUCUCUGCUUGCCCUCUGCGCGUCGGCGAGUACGAGAUGCAACCGCUGACCAUGCCAGCCUCCGAGGCGAUGGGAUCGUCGCUACGGUGCUUCGUGUACCACCACGUCGACGGCCCUGGGCACAUCCUGAUCGUGGGAGAGUGCGUCGUGCUCAAGGGGUUGGGCGUGCCCCACCAGUUCGGCCUGUACUACGGUGGGUCGCGCACGGGCCAAACCUUUGCCUUUCCGGCGGACUUCCUGGGGAUGUUCGAUGGAGAGACAAUCGACGAGGUGACCACCGAGUGCACGCGGGGUGAGGCGGAACGCCUGAUGCUCAACCGGGAUGGGCGAGGCGGACAGGCGCCCUCCGCGUACUGCAUCCUGCUUCGCCGUGCUGGGUGGUGCGCAGACGAGCCCACUCUGACGCCGGGGUGGCGGCUCGUCGAGAUCGACCGCAGGUCGCCACUGGCGUACGCCAACAGCUGCCACGGCACGGGCCGGGACUCGACCUUUGCCGUCGAUCAAAAAGGCGCCGCCGAGGUGAUCAGCUCGAACUCCGGCUUUCCGAUGGGCGCCUUGCCGGCGACCACGACGCAGUUGACAGCCGCCUCUGCCCUGCUCCUCAACUACGCGCUCCCGCCAACGCCCGUCGGCGCGACGCGCGUCGGUGACGUUGCGCCGUCGCCGCCCGGCUCCCCCCCGAACACGGGGUGCGACGGCGGCGGGGGCGGUGGCAGCGGCGACUCGCCUGGCGGCGGCCAGCCCGCGCCUCUGCGGCAGCACUCGCCCAUGUCCGUCGACGGCGGGUCCGACGGCGACGGCGGGUCCGACAGCGACGGCGGGGACGGCGGGUCCGACGGCGACGGCGGGGACGGCGGCGGCGGCGGCGGCGGCGGCGACGGCAGCGGCGGCGACUGCGGCGACGGCGG
Molecule: messenger RNA, 1424 nt
Organism: Emiliania huxleyi CCMP1516
Lineage: Eukaryota; Haptophyta; Isochrysidales; Noelaerhabdaceae
Exons: 1
Source: RefSeq, a predicted model, not a curated record